Molecule: messenger RNA, 2922 nt
Organism: Apaloderma vittatum (bar-tailed trogon)
Lineage: Eukaryota; Metazoa; Chordata; Aves; Trogoniformes; Trogonidae
Gene: SNX13
Product: sorting nexin 13
Exons: 26
Coding region: 226-2922 (898 amino acids)
Biological process (GO): positive regulation of GTPase activity
Cellular component (GO): early endosome
Molecular function (GO): phosphatidylinositol binding
Source: RefSeq, a predicted model, not a curated record
AGUCUUUCCAUAUGGGGAUGGGGAAGUCUUGGCCUUGUGCUUUUUCUAGUAACUUUUGGACCCUUCGCUAUAUUUUAUUUUGCAUUUUAUAUCCUCUGCUUUGUGGGUGGGGGUUUUGUGGUUACUCUUUUAUUUGGAAAAAGCAACUCAGAAAAAUACCUUGAGCAGUGUGAACAUUCAUUUCUUCCCUGUACAUCAGUUGGGAUCCCUAAGUGCAUAGAAGAAAUGAAGCGUGAAGCCAGACCUAUUAAGAUUGACAGAAGACUGACAGGUGCAAAUAUAAUUGAUGAGCCUUUGCAACAGGUAAUCCAGUUUUCCCUGAGAGACUAUGUGCAGUAUUGGUAUUACACACUGAGUGAUGAUGAAUCGUUUCUUCUGGAAAUCAGGCAGGCUCUUCAGUAUGCACUGGUUCAGUUUUCUGCCAGGUCGAAGGAAACGGACUGGCAGCCUUAUUUCACUACACGACUUGUUGAUGACUUUGGCACUCAUCUUCGAGUUUUUAGAAAAGCUCAGCAAAGAAUAGCAGAGAAAGGCGAUCAAAUGAAAGACCAAGCUGAGGAACUUGUAGAUACAUUCUUUGAGGUUGAAGUUGAAAUGGAAAAAGAAGUCUGUCGUGAUCUCGUCUGCACUUCUCCCAAAGAUGAAGAAGGAUUCCUAAGGGAUCUGUGUGAGGUUUUACUGUAUAUAUUGCUACCUCCUGGAGACUUCCAGAACAAGAUCAUGCGAUACUUUGUCAGGGAAAUCCUCUCCCGAGGAAUUCUUCUUCCAUUAAUAAACCAGCUCAGUGAUCCUGAUUAUAUUAAUCAGUAUGUCAUAUGGAUGAUUCGUGAUUCCAACUGUAACUACGAGGCCUUUAUGAAUAUUAUUAAAUUAAGUGAUAAUAUAGGAGAGUUGGAAGCAGUGAAAGAUAAAGCAAGUGAAGAACUGCAGUAUCUUCGAUCUCUAGAUACGGCGGGAGAUGAUAUCAACACUAUAAAAAAUCAGAUAAACAGUUUAUUAUAUGUUAUUAAAGUAUGUGAUUCAAGAAUUCAGAGGUUGCAGUCAGGAAAAGAAAUAGAUACUGUGAAACUGGCAGCAAACUUUGGAAAACUUUGCACAGUCCCUCUGGACCAUAUUCUGGUAGACAAUGUUGCACUACAAUUUUUUAUGGAUUACAUGCAGCAGACUGGUGGCCAAGCACAUCUGUUUUUCUGGAUGACAGUGGAAGGAUACAGGGUUACGGCACAGCAACAGCUGGAGGUACUUCAAAGCCGGCAGAAAGAUGGAAAACAUCAGACUAAUCAAACCAAGGGUUUAUUAAGAGCAGCUGCAUUCGGAGUUUAUGAGCAAUAUUUAUCAGAAAAGGCAUCCCCAAGAGUUAAUAUUGAUGACAACUUAGUAGCAAAACUGGCAGAAACGCUGAACCACGAGGAUCCAACACCUGAAAUCUUUGAUGACAUUCAGAGAAAGGUGUAUGAAUUGAUGCUGCGAGAUGAAAGGUUCUACCCUUCGUUCAAGCAGAACGUGCUGUAUGUGCGGAUGUUGGCUGAGCUGGAUAUGCUGAAGGAUCCUAGUUUCAGAGGAUCGGAUGAUGGGGAGGGAGAAUCUUUCAAUGGGUCUCCUACUGGCAGCAUAAAUCUGUCCUUGGAUGACCUUUCGAACGUCCCUUCUGAUGAGACAGUUCAGCUCCACGCGUACAUCUCAGAUACUGUCUAUGCUGACUAUGACCCAUAUGCUGUGGCAGGAGUGUGUAAUGACCAUGGCAAGACAUACGCACUGUACGCUAUCACAGUCCAUCGGCGAGGCCCAAACAGUGAAGAGACUUGGAAGACAUAUCGACGCUACAGUGACUUCCAUGACUUUCAUAUGAGGAUCACCGAGCAGUUUGAAAACCUUGCAAACAUACUGAAACUUCCUGGCAAAAAGACAUUUAACAAUAUGGACAGAGAAUUUUUGGAAAAGAGGAAAAAAGAUUUAAAUGCAUACUUGCAGCUCUUGUUAAAUCCUGAAAUGAUGAAGGCUUCUCCAGCUUUAGCCCAUUAUGUGUAUGACUUCCUGGAGAAUAAAGCCUACAGCAAAGGAAAGGGGGAUUUUGCACGGAAGAUGGACACAUUUGUAAAUCCACUGCGUAACUCUAUGAGAAAUGUAUCAAACGCAGUCAAGUCUCUCCCUGACAGCCUGGCAGAGGGAAUGACUAAAAUGUCAGACAACAUGGGUAAAAUGUCAGAGAGAUUGGGACAAGACAUAAAGCAAUCAUUUUUCAAGGUGCCUCCUUUGAUCCAGAAAACUUAUUCAGAUCCUGACCAUUGCCGUGUUGCAGCACCAAUUGAUGACAAUGUGGAUGACAAUAUUCCGCUGAGAGUAAUGCUCCUCCUUAUGGAUGAAGUCUUUGAUUUAAAGGAAAGAAAUCAGUGGUUAAGAAGGAAUAUAAAAAAUCUGCUUCAGCAACUUAUUAGAGCAACAUACGGUGACACAAUUAAUAGGAAAAUAGUUGAUCAUGUUGAUUGGAUGACAUCUCCUGAGCAAGUAGCAGAUGCAGUUAAACGCUUCAGAGAUGCCUUUUGGCCCAAUGGCAUUUUAGCAGAGACCGUUCCACGGAGGGACAAAGCUAUUAGAAUGAGAACGAGAGUGGCGGGAAAGACCAAAUUACUGGAGGUAAUGCCAGAUGAACUGAAGCACAUCAUAGGUGCUGAGACAACACGGAAGGGCAUUCUUCGGGUCUUCGAAAUGUUCCAGCACACUCAGCUCAAUAAGAGAAUGGUGUAUGUGUUUCUGGAGAGAUUCCUUGAGACCUUAUUUCCACAAAAUAAGUUCCAUGAGCUCUUCAACAAACUGCAUUCACGGUCAAAGCAGAUGCAGAGGUAUAAGCAGAGACUACAUUCUACUCAAGCGCCUUCCUUGCAGAAAAGUUCAACCACUACCAGAAGGGUUUGUGUGUCUUAA